Centrocercus urophasianus (Greater sage-grouse) is the source of this 2050-nucleotide messenger RNA. It is a transcript of the gene PROKR1, whose product is annotated as prokineticin receptor 1. Gene Ontology annotation, biological process: neuropeptide signaling pathway. Lineage: Eukaryota; Metazoa; Chordata; Aves; Galliformes; Phasianidae. The record is from RefSeq and is a predicted model, not a curated record. Gene Ontology annotation, cellular component: membrane. Gene Ontology annotation, molecular function: neuropeptide Y receptor activity. The transcript has 4 exons. Bases 332 to 1585 code for a protein of 417 amino acids.
GGGCAGAGAAAUGAUCAUUCAGCAAAGUCCUUUGGCUGCUUUUGUAGUAAUCCCUUCUGUGCUUUAGUUACAGCAACGUAUUUGCAGGGGAGAAUCCAGGAGACUACACCCAGAGUCCCAGAGACCUUGAAGAAGAUAAGAGCAACUGCAGAAGACGAUAAAUGAUGCUGUUGCUCUAUAAUCUCGUGGGGACAAAGGAACGUUGACUUACUGCUCAGAAGGAAACUUUAGAUGAGGUCUCUUGCCUGCCACUGUUGUGCCUUGACACCCUGGGUAAUUUUAUCACAAAUCCAAGGGUCAGCCAAGCCACGUGUGUCAAAAGAAGACAGACAUGGUCCUGGAGCAAGACGAACAUAACCCAAAUGCUACCGUCAGUCUCAACUUUGCUGCAAUCUACAAUCUCCAUGAUGGAGAUUUAACCUCCGUGCGAAAUUUGUCCUUCCCUUUCAAUUUCAGUUACAGUGAUUAUGACCUGCCGCUGGACAGCGAAGAUGACAUGACCAAAACGCGCACCUUCUUUGCAGCCAAGAUUGUGAUCGGGGUGGCUCUCGUUGGCAUCAUGUUGGUCUGUGGCAUCGGCAACUUCAUCUUCAUCGCUGCCCUUGCCCGCUACAAGAAGCUGCGAAACCUCACCAACCUGCUGAUUGCCAACCUGGCAAUCUCAGACUUCAUUGUUGCCAUCGUGUGCUGCCCCUUUGAGAUGGACUACUAUGUGGUACGGCAGCUGUCUUGGGAGCACGGCCAUGUCCUCUGUGCCUCGGUCAACUACCUACGGACUGUCUCUCUCUAUGUUUCUACCAACGCUCUCCUGGCUAUCGCUGUUGACAGGUACCUGGCCAUUGUUCACCCACUGAAACCACGCAUGAAUUACCAAACAGCAACCAUCCUGAUCGCCUUGGUCUGGAUUGUCUCCAUACUCGUAGCUAUCCCAUCCGCAUACUUUGCUACUGAAACUGUAUUAUUUAUAGUAAAAAAUCAGGAGAAAAUUUUCUGUGGUCAAAUUUGGCCAGUUGACCAACAGAUGUACUACAAAUCCUACUUCCUAUUCAUCUUUGGCAUUGAAUUUGUUGCACCUGUGAUUACCAUGACCUUAUGUUAUGCCAGAAUCUCUCGAGAGCUUUGGUUUAAAACCGUACCAGGAUUUCAGACAGAACAAAUCAGGAAGAGGCUUCGAUGCAGAAGAAAAACUGUAAUGGUACUGAUGUGCAUCUUGACCGCCUAUGUUCUCUGCUGGGCACCCUUCUAUGGCUUCACCAUUGUCCGUGACUUUUUCCCCACAAUCUUUGUGAAAGAGAAGCAUUAUCUUACUGCUUUUUACAUAGUUGAAUGCAUUGCUAUGAGUAACAGCAUGAUAAACACAAUGUGUUUUGUAACUGUAAAAAAUAACACCAUGAAGUAUUUCAAGAAGAUCAUGUUGCUCAGAUGGAGAUCAACAUACCACGGAAGUAAAUCUAGUACAGACUUAGAUCUCAGAACAAGUGCAAUGCCAGUCACAGAGGAGGUAGACUGCAUAAAACUGAAUGGGACACUUUGGGAAGAAGAGCAAGUUGGUGGGAAAAAGUCCACCCUGCUGAACCAUACCUAAACAGCUUAUCCAGUCUGGGUACGCCUUCCAAAUAAAAUACAAGUAAGGCCAAAAUUACAAGGAUUUUUGAGGUGAUGUGUCCUGCAAGCAAUGGAGACAGACUUUGGUUUAAUCAAGCUGAUCAUUGUUUCAGCUGAGCAGCUCAUUGUCUGGCCAAACAUGAAGCAACAACUCAACACAAAUUCUGCAUUGCCUCCUGCAAUGCCCUUUUUACUAUUCUCAUUUUGUGCAACUCCACAAAGAGUGUUUCUUAACAGGAAAUUGUGAUAAAACAGGUGACAAUAGGAGUAAGGCACAUAAUUUAACUACACAUAAAAUGCCAUGGACUAUCGUGUAUUGAAAUCAAGUCUUUUCUAUUGUGACAACAAAUGCUUCCUGUUUUAAAGUAUGUGGUGGCAUCUACUUUUGGAGUAAACGGCUUUUGUAAAUAAUUUGUUUACUUGUGAAUAUUAAGUGAGCAGCAAA